GGCGGAUAAACUUUUAUUUUACAACCAGGCUGCUGCUGUAACUCCGGUCCGGCAGGUGGCGGUAAUGCGCCUGUAAACUGGCUCAGCAGCUGCCAACACAAACAACACGAAGAAGAAGAAGUAGAAGGAUUCUGCUAUUUGGUAGCUUAGCCCGAAUGUGCCUCCAAAUAUGUGAGAAAUGUGAGGUUAACCACAUUUCUGACACACUCUCUGCUUUGAACGCUAUUAGCUGCAUACCAUGGCGGACUGUCACUUUCUGUUGGAGUUGGACAUCUCGGCUGAACUGGACUGUCGCGGUUUCUGUGGCUCUUGUUGUUAUUGUAGCUAGCGUUAGCAUUAGCUAAAUCAGCCAACACUGCUGUUUUCGUUCUCAGAAGAGCCGAUGUUGAUUCACUGCUGCGGGACAGUAAACCGCAAAAGCAAGGCAACUCCGGAGCAAGUUGCAGACAGAAACAACUGACAUUAGCAAUGUUGAUUUAGGCAAGGUUAUAACUUAGUUAAUUAGUGAAAUUAAACAUCUAAGUUAACGCUAUUACCGCUGCAUACUGUAGGGAGAGCCACCUCAGUUAAAAUGUUAUUAGUUAUCAGAAGGUUAGCUAACUCACCUAUCGCUGCCAGCAGCAAGAGUUUGCUGUCUACAUGUUUUGAGAUGGAGCAGCAGAUUGCAAGCCGCUGAGGUGUUUCUGGCUCUGCACUACACAUCUGUCUGAGUUUGGACGCCUGUGAAAAGGGAAAUCAUGUCUUGCAAAGCCGCAACCAAGGACAAGAAGUCGAGCUUCAGCAAGAAGCUGUUCAGGCGAGGCUCUGUGCGCUCUGUGGGCAGUUUCAUGAGCAGAGUCCUGAGGACACUAUCAGCGUUAUCCCACUUUGGAUCUGAAGUGCAAACCGAGGAUGACAAAGAUGAUGGAGGAUUUUCCACGUUUAAAUCUGGAAACAAGGAUGUGCCCAUGGAUGAUGGGGACCUCGGGGGAUUCCUGUCCGGAGAGAGGAUUCCUGGAGUGUCCGGUCUGAAAAACCACGGGAACACCUGCUUCAUGAAUGCAAUCCUGCAGUGCCUCAGUAACACUGAACUCUUUGCUGAGUACCUCGUUUUGGAGCACUAUAAGGAUGAUGAGCUGAAUGAGGACAAACCAAAGACAAAUGGUGUACAUCUGCAGAAGAAGGGUCCCCUGGCCAAAGGAGAGGUUACAGAGCAACUGUCAGGACUUGUGCGGGCUUUAUGGACAUUUGAGUAUACCCCUCAACAUAGCAGGGACUUUAAGAACGCUGUGUCAAAAAAUGCCACUCAGUUUAAAGGGAAUGCUCAACAUGAUGCUCAAGAGUUUCUUCUGUGGCUGCUGGACAGAGUGCACGAGGACCUCAACACAGUCCCCAACAGCAGGCCUGCUAUAAAGCCACCUAUUGAGGAAGACGAUCAAAGCCUUGAGGGGCCGUCUCCUCCUCUCUCAGCUGGGUCGUUUGUACAAGAACUGUUUCAGGCUCAGUACAGGUCUUCUCUCACCUGCCCACAUUGCCAAAAGCAGAGCAAUACAUUUGAUCCCUUCCUCUGCAUCUCCUUACCCAUCCCACUACCACACACACGGCCCCUGUAUGUGACAGUGGUCUACCAGGGGAAGUACUCUCACUGUAUGAGGAUUGGAGUUGCGGUGCCCCUCAACAGCACUGUCUAUCGCCUCAGAGAUGCUGUGUCACGUGAGACCAAGAUCCCAAUAGACCAGUUUGUUUUGACUGAAAUGUACUAUGACGGCUUUCAUCGAUCAUUUUGCGACGACGACGACGAUCUUGACAUCAUUCAAGAGAGCGAUUCCAUCUUUGCCUUCGAGACACCAGAGACGUUUAAACUGGAAAACAUACGCACAAAAAGAGGAAGUCUUCUGGCAAACCUAAAUCAUAACAACUUGAAAUAUGGGACAGAAAUCAGCAGGACUCCAUCUUUCAUGCAGGGGGCCAUGACUCCUGUUACUGCAUCACCCAAUAAAAACCUGGGACCAGAGAAAAUGAUCCUUUUGGUGUGUAACAGAGCUUGUUCCGGCCACCAAGGAAAGAGGUUCGGUCUUCCUUUUGUACUGUACAUGGAGCGCACUGUGACCUGGGAUGCUCUGCAGAAAGAGAUCCUGGAGAAAAUGCGUCAUCUUUUGAGACCCGGGGUUUACAUUCAGGUGGGACCUUUCAGUCUCCGAGUGGUCGGCGUCGUUGGUAUCACCUACCUCCUUCCUCAAGACGAGCGACCACUGUGUCACCCGACUGUGGAAAGAGCGUACAAGUCCUGUGGACAGGGGGGGCCACCACAUGUGAAGAUUGUGGUCGAGUGGGACAAAGAGACCAAGGACUAUUUGUUUGGACACACCGAGGAAGAGUACAUCCCUGACGCCGAGAGUGUUUAUCUGCACAGGGAACAGCAUCAUCAGCCGCAGGCCUGCACCCUCGCUCAGUGCUUUCAGCUCUACACGAAGGAGGAGCAGCUGGCCCCAGACGAUGCCUGGCGCUGUCCCCACUGCAAGCAGCUGCAGCAGGGCCGCAUUAAGCUCAGCCUGUGGACGCUGCCGGAUGUGCUCAUACUGCAUCUCAAGAGGUUCAGACAGGAGGGGGAUCGGAGGGUGAAGAUGCAGAACAUGGUGAAGUUCCCGCUGAUGGGCAUGGACAUGGCACCUCAUGUGGUUAAAAGAAGCCAGAGCAGCUGGAGUUUACCUUCCCAUUGGUCACCAUGGAGACGACCGUACGGCCUGGGAAGAAACCCUGAUGACUACCUGUAUGACCUCUACGCUGUGUGCAACCAUCACGGGAAUAUGCACGGAGGCCACUACACAGCUUACUGUAAGAACUCCAUUGAUGGUCAGUGGUACUGCUUUGAUGACAGUGAGGUUUCACCAGUAGCUGAUGAUGACGUAUGUCAGCAGACGGCCUAUAUACUGUUUUACCAGCGCAGGACUGCUAUUCCCUCCUGGUCAGCCAACAGCUCUGUUGCAGGUUCCACCAGUUCGUCCCUGUGUGACCACUGGAUCAACAGGUUGCCUGGUAGUAGGCCUGCUAGCUUGGCCUCUGGAGCCUCAUCCAGACGCACUUCUCUGGCUUCACUGGCUGAGUCAGUAGAGUUUCCUGGAGAACGUAGUGAAGAUGAUGGAGGAUUCUCUGUCCGCCCUUUUGUGAGGAGCAUUCAGCGUCAGAGCUUGUCCUCCAGGUCAUCCAUCGCUAGCCCUUUAGCCUUCAGCGACAGCGGGAUAAAGCCCUCUUGGUCUCUGUCUGCGAAGCUGCACAUGAGAUCCAACUCACCCUCACGUUUCUCCCUCGACUCUCGAUGUUCACCUCCUCUGGAGAGGAUAGGUGAGGCCUGUGAUGACAAAGUCUCCACGUCCUGUUUUGGCAGCUACAGUAGACAUGAGCGCUACUUUGGCAGCAGGACUCCCUCGUCUAUGACGGAGAGCAACUUCAGUGACCAGGACAACAAUAAAAGGUUCCUAGACAUGAUAUACUGUAGGGCUCCCACUCCAGUGGAAAAGAAGACCACCAAAAAUGAGCCAACUGAAAACAACAACCAGAUUACAGCUAUAGACCAAAACAUUCUCCCCACCCAAGCUACUCCCUCCAAAGAACAGAAACGCAAAAGCAGUAUCGUAGGGUUUGCCUCAAAGGCGGAAAGCACAGGCUCCACAAAGACAUCCAAAGUGGAGCAAGAGAAAACCUCCAAGAAACGUUUGUGCUCAACCCUUAAGACUUCCACUUCUGAGACGUCUUCCAGUACACCUGUGAAAGGCAAAAAGGUGAGCAAUACUAAAGAGAAGAGUGUCAGUGCCAAGAAAAGCACUUCCACACCCAGUGGGACUCCCUCCAAAACAAAGGAGUCGACUCAACUUCUAGAGGCAACACCACAACAUAAGCCAUGUGUGCGCUCCACACCUCAGUCCUCAGCUUCUCCUUCUCCAACUGCAAAGAAGAGCUCCAGCGUCACUGAGAAAAUCUCCACGAGCAGUCGGAAAAGACUGGUAGAAAGGAGCUACAGCAGAGAUUCUAUGCACACUAGCCCUCUGGUCGACAAUCUCAGAGGAAGCUCUGUAGCCCGCUCUACCCCGUCUAAGACUGGAGAAAGCAACCGGCCUGAAAGGAGAUCUGUGAGGAGCUCCAGCAGCAGCUCUUCUGUCACGAGCUUGCGCUCACCCAGCGUAUCCACUAGAGACCUGCAACGUAGCAGCAAAUCCGAGGAAAAAGGGUUGUCUUUCUUUAAGAGUGCCCUUCGACAAAGGGAAAGCCGCCGGUCGGCUGAUUUAGGAAAAAGCACCUUGCUUGCCAAAAAGGCCUCAGAGAGGACAUGCAAGCAGAACGGACAAGCCAAGGACAUCAGUGGUGAUAACGGAAAGAAAGGAGACGCUGUGUCAUCACAGACAUCUUUAGAGACUCAUGGAGGUGAGACAAAGACCGAGACAAAGGAGUCUUCCAAGCCCUCCAGCUCUCUCAGUCGCACUCUGUUACAUGUAGGCAAGUCCAAGUCUUCCACUUCUGAAGUAAGUCUUAAGUCUCCCUCAAACGGGAAGAAGCCUCUAGAAAGGAUGGCAUCUUCCCGAAAGCUGUCAUCAAGCAUGCAAUCUCCUGCACGUACAACACAGAGGCCUCAAUGAUAUAUCCAUAGUAGUUAUAUUACAUAAUGCAGCUAUUUUCUUUGUGCCUAAGUUUCAGUGAGCACUAGAUGUAUUUGUACAGGGACACAUUUUUUGAUGUUGUGGUAGCACACUGGCAACAGAUGCGUACGGUGCCUUUUGAGGUUUGAAUAUAGGCAACCAGCUUUGAUUAUUUUUAGCUGUACAGGAUAAAAAGCAAAGAUCUGUUUGUCAUUUGGAUAUUUUGGGUGCCAAACAAUUUGCCGCCUGGAAUGCUGCUAAUUUCAUAUCGUCCAUGUAUCAUGUAUUGUUACCAAUUACAGCUUUGAGCAUAAGCAAGUUUGGUACGAGUGAGAAAAUUGAGUGCAGGGUAAUAACUUGACACCUUAGCUGUUUUCUGGCAUUGAGGAUACAUAAGUGUGGCACGUGUAUUCAGUUCAUCUGUACAGCAUGACCUAUGUAAUCAUCUGUACUGAGGUUUAAAGUCGCCCGUGGAAUCUUGCAAUCCAAUUUUUGAGCCUUUGCAUAGCUGCAAACAUUACGAAUAUGAGUAGUUUGCUUGCUAAACAUUUUUUAGACAUUUUUUAAAUACACGUUGCAAAAAUUAAGUGGUAAGAAGUAUUUUCAGUUUGCACCAAAAAGACUAGUAAAUAUUGUCUAGUAAUGUUUUAAGCUAGAUCCUGUUAUAAAAGCUGGUUGUUGCUGUUUCAACCUCACUGCUAUCGUUUAAGCAUCUUAAUCGGUAGAGAGUAUGGCACCUUAACAUAAGAAAUAGUCUCUGGACAAAUACUGAAACUCAGUUGAUAUGCUCACAUGCACAUAUACUGUAUACACACACAAAAGAGUUUCAUUCCGAAAUAAUUGUGGCAAAGUGUUCAUAGUAGUUUUCAUAGAUUGAUUUGAGCUGAUCAAAUUGACCACUAAUAAGUAAAAACCUUCAAUCUGUUUUUCCAUCUUUUCUCACACACCUAAUGCAUUGGUUAAAGGGGCCCAUAUGAGCGCGGAGGAACAGUCAUUUGUAGAUUAAAUGUACUGAUUUAGUUAUUUCACAUGCUUCAUGUCUUGGUAGUAUCUUGGAUCAUUAGGGAGAUGAAAAGACAGAUGAGGAGUUUACUUCUUGAUUAUGACCAUUAAAAGAAUAGAACUACAAAGGUGAUGGCAGGCCCUUGACCAAAACAGAAAAAAGAUUUGCAGUGAGAAAAAAUUAGAAUUGGUACACAAACUGAGACAAGUUUUCAGAUCUUUUAAAACUUUAUUUUUGUUUAAAUACUAGUAGUUUUAUGAUAGAAAUGUAUUUUAUUAAAUGCUUAUUGAAAUUAAGUACUUUUUUCUUAAAAGGAUGGUGCGUUUUGGAAUGAAACCCUUUAAAAUCAAAGUAUAUAAAUAUAUACACGUAUAUAUAUAGAUGUGUCUGUAUCAUAGACUGUAUAUAAAGAUGGACGACAUGAAACCUCCCCAAAAGUGGAGCCAAAACAUCUCGAUCGCCCCCUGGUGGCUGGCUGCAGUAUAGGUCAUAAGUCCCGCCCCCUCCAUGUUAGCGGAUGGGACCUAAGCCAAACGUUAAAAAAUCAAAAUUCAUGUCAAAUAAAUUUUUCCCCAAAGAUGGUUUCCAUCAUUUUAGGUAAUUAUUAUCGUGCUGACAUUUGUUCAAAUGCUCAUUUUUCUGAUAAGUUUGUUUUAAUUGGUUAAACAAGAUGUUUUGGCUUCACUUUUGCAUAGUGGCAGGAAGUAGAGACGCGUCAUCCAUCUUUAUAUACAGUCUUUGGUCUGUACAGAAAGUAUAUAGUAUAUACUCAUAUUUUCGUUUCCAUGAGCAAGAUGAAAAUGAUCUUAAGCGCCUUUCGAUAAAGAGGCAAAGUCCCUCUCCUUCCACUGUCCCCCAUGGGACCUUUUUUCAGAAAAAAAUGUGUACAGUAGUCAAAGACAAGAGACGAUUUUUUGAUCCAGUUUGAAUUGUGCCAUGAAUUACACAUAUGAUGUUUGUCAAUUUAUAUCACCACAAAAAGUUCUCUGUUUAAAAAAGUUAUGUGUAAAAAUAGUACCAUUUAGUUUUGUGUGAAACCGCUCAGUGAACUACAUCCCUCGUCUCGCACAAUAUACAUCACCAACACCAACAUGAUGGAAUAACUUUAUUGUCAUUGUGCAAACACAGUUAAAUUCCAAUUGCGUCAACCUCAAAUGAUGCAUUAGUAUUUAAGACUUCACACAUACACAUAUCAACAUGGCUGUCGCUUUGGCACUUUGGCAUUUCACUUAUUAAAAGCAUUAAAAGAGGUGAAAAUCACUACAAGUCUGGCCAUGUUGAGAGCUGCAGCUAAGCGAAAGGACUACAUCCUAGUACAAAACACACAGGCAUCGUGUUAACGUUAGCUUGAGCGGCUCUGGGUAGCUUGUGGGGAGAGAAAGUUAUGAAGUUACUUGCACAAAUUUUGCAUGUAUCGUCUUUCUAAUUAAAUAUUUUCACCAUCUUAUAGUUUAACAGUUUUAUGACAAACUAUGACUUUGUGGACUUGCAAAAUGAUCUUUUAAAUUGACAAACAUCUGAUGUGUAAUUCAUGGCACAAACGGGAUCAAAAAAUGAUUUGUCUCUCGCUGUUUGACCGUUACCAUACGCAUGUUUUCCAAAAUAAGGUCGCAUGGUGGUCUAGUGGGAGGGGAGGGACUUUGCCUCUCUAUGCUGUACAUGGAAACAAGUAAUUGCCUUUGGCAACAUAGUAGUCCACUACUGUAUGCAUCACUGAGUAGGAAUGUUGUUCGCACUUUGUAUAGAUAAAGUAUCGAUAAAAUAGUUUUCUUUUUCCCAGAACAGUGAUAUAUACACACACACACACACUAACUUAACAAUGUAAUUAUCUCAUUUUUAAUAUGUUGUCUGUACAUGAUUUCAAGACAUAUCGUAAAGUAGUGUCAACAGGCCUUAGACUUGAAAUGGUAAAAGGGUACAUUCAUCUCAAUGUUUCAGGGGUCAUUUGAAGAAAUCACCCCUUUACUACACCUGGUGCUGUAACAAGCCACUGCUCUUCUGGCACUGAUAUUUCUUAAAUGAGCAUAUUUUCACAUGCUGAUGUUCAGAACUGUGACCACACACUUCAGUGAACUAGAAACCUGUUGGCAGCGUUUAUCAUAACCUGUGGUACCUCAUUGGAGAAGACAAUACUUUGACAUUUUUUCUCUUUAUCAGACUGAAACAGAACAUUGAUAUUGAGCCGUUUAAUUGAUCAUAGAACUACAUUAGGUUGAAUUUUCUCAGCUAUCAGACACUGCAUGGCCUAUUUGUUUUGCAGUAAAAUGAUAAAAGCAUAUUGUUACAGCUGCAGCUGCCACGAUGCUUGCUGGCCACAUUUUGAACAAUCAGCUGUAUCAUUGUAGAAAUACCCCACUUGCAAUUGCAAUAUACAUACAUUAGAUGCCAGCAUAGUGUAUGUUUUUAAUGAAUGAAUGUGGUUAUGCCAUUAAAACUUAACCAUUAGUCGGUAGUUUUUAUUUUAAACAUUAACAUAAUCUUUGAACUAUACAAUAUUUCUCUGUGUAGCACCUACAAGGUUUACAUUGGUUCUCAGAUGGUUUUAAAGGAAAAUACCACCCAAUUUAAAGAUUUAAGUAUGUUAUUUGAUUGGCCUGUACAAGUUUAAACAAAUCGACACACUUGAUGUGCCUGGAUUCAAAUGGGUGCCAUUGUUUUUGGUCAGAGAGGUUUGCUUUUGAAGUAACCAGUCCAAAUCAAAUUUUCUUAACGAUCUUUUGCAUAUCAUGAUUGAAAAAUAAACUGUAAGGCAACAUAGCCAUGUAUCAACUUGAAAGCUACAGCUUGUUUUCUCACUAGACGUUAUUAUUUGUAAAAAGAUUGUUCACCAGUUGCUCUAUGGCAUCACUAUUUACCCAAAUCCUACACAGGAAUGUUUUACUUAAAUUAACAGUAAUCUGUUAAGAAUACUAAUUAGGCCAUGGACACAAGAAAACACAAACCAAACAUGAAUUAUCUUCAUCUCCUGUGUAAGACCAUAGAACAAUAACAUCCUUAAAUUGUUUAAAUGAGGUGGUUUUCCUGUAGCUGCUCUUUUCUAUGUAACAUUAUAAUCUAUCAGGAACCUGUAAUUGCAGCCAUGUACACGGCACCUCGGAACAAAGCAGGACAAUUUUAUGUAAUUGUGGCUUUCACCGUCUUGUUUGCCUGUUUUUAAAGUCUGUAAUUAAGUUGUAAUGGCCGGUGUGAAUUUUAGAACUGCACCAUGCCAUUACACUCACUUGUUUGUCCAUUUGUCCACUUGCGAGAAAAGCAGUUUAUUGGAUUAGUAAUCCAUUCAUGUAGAUAUAACCCCGUACAUUAUGAUCUUGAUGCCACUUCACUUUUUUUUACAUUUGAUAGUUAUUUAUAUUAACUUUGUUUUGGGAAUGAUACGGUGUGGGUCAUUCUGUAUAUUUCUUAUAAUAUAUGAUUUUUCAUUCACCUCUAACAGCUGUGUUAGUAGCCACCACAUUGCCCACUAAAUAAUAGCCCAUGUUACAGUAUCCUUUUCAACAUGAGAUAAGAUGAGAUGUGAUGGUUCAGCAGCUCAUUCAGUAGCAGCCAGGUGGUUUGUAGGGUUUUGCAGAGCUGCUGUAGAGCCCGAUGUAAGAUUUGAAUGUCUGUAGUAUCACUUGGAUCCUGUAUUAUAUGACAGGUAACUGCCGUCAUUCAGUGACAAACAUUAAACUUAGAUUAAGUAGGAUGUUUUGUUUUAUUUUGCCUUGACCAACAUACUAGUGGUAAAGCAAUAAUUUAAUAAUCUUAUAGUUUGCUGUUUAUCAAUCAGGCUAAAGAGUCUGAAGUUUGAAUAAGCAAAAAGUGUGACAUGGCUGACCUCUGUGAGUUCAAAAGGCCAUCGAAGACCAGUUGAGUGCUGUAGUCCAUAUGAGAAGUAGAUCUAACUAAUUAAUCCAUAUGUUGAAACAAGAUGUUGAAAAUCAAUGUAAAUGUAAGAGAAAAUGAAUCCACAUCUUAACAUGAUUGAUUUUCCUCUCUAGCUUUCUUCACUGCAGUUAUUGUCUUUUUUUUUUUCCUAUUUGUUGUCAGUGUACAGAAUUGAGAAUGAUUAAGGAAUGCAGUAUUGCAUGGAAACGCUAAUGCAUGUAUUUCAUUAACUAUGCAAGAAUCUGCUGCUGUGUAAAGUAGAGAGCAGAGCAUGGCUGGUAUAUUCCAUAGCUUCAUUUGCACACCAUUCCAAUAUUUAGAAAUUGUAAAUUACAGAAUAUUUCAUCUGUACAGAGAAAAAACUUAAACACACAAACACUUGCCUAUGUUAAAUACUAUUUAAUGCCAUAAUUGUUUUUACCAUGUAAUGUUCAUGUUUUGUUUUUGUUUUUUUCUUCUGAUUUUAUUUUAACUCUGCUGAUCUGUGCUCUCUGGGUGCUCCUGCCAAAUUGGUGGGUUAGUCUUUUUUUCUUGACAAGAUGUUAAAGAUUUACUGUUGUACACCAGCAGAGACAACACUAUGGAUGCGAUAAUUUUACUAAAUAGCAUCAUUUAUGUAUGUACGUAUUGUGAAAAAGCCUUCUAUUGAUUCACUUCCAAGUGAUAAUAGUUUGUGACCCUUCUGUUAAAAUGUUCUCAGUCGCAUCAAAGAUGUGGCCAAUCCCUAAACUCAUAUAAAUAUAUACAUCAAAAUGCAAUAAAGUAAAAUAACACAUUUAUAGUUUUAUAUUACAGUAUGUAAUGAACAGUGACAUUAAAAUGUAAAUGUUCAGUUAAUACUUUUUGUAGUAUUUCUGCCACAUCAAUCAUUUUAGUCAUAAUGUGAUUUUAUUAGUUUUUUGAUUCAAAACAGACAGUUUAUCAGUAAACAAGCAGCAUCUUCCAAACAUGCUUUAAAGCAGUGCGACUCUGUUCUGAUGACUGUUGAAGUGGGUAUAAAACAUUAUUCAGUCUAGUUGCGAAAAUGCAUUUAGGCUUCCUAGCAGAAGUUAAUUAAGAUUAGAGAAUCCCGCAUCAAGUUAUUGUUGUGACACGGCUGUUUUGUUUUCGUAGUUGUUUAACCGAGUCACAAAAAGUUCUACUUUUGCAAGGUGAAACACAUUAAUUAAUUCUAUUAUCUGCAACAACUUUUGUGUAGGAGUUUUACCACUAAAUCAAAGUUAGCAAAAACCACUUAAACUGAAAUAGCUAAAUCCUACAUUUGAGCCACAGCCUUAAGAUUCUGCAGAUGCUGUACAGCUGCAUUGAAUAAUAUUAAAGACUCAAAAUAAGGAACUUAAAUUGUUAGUUUUGAGUAAAACUGUUUUUGGUCAGAUAGAUGUGGCUUUUGAGGACAUUUUUCAGAUGUAAACCACCACAAACAAAUGAUAUUUAAACUUUUCAGAAGCCUUAAGCAAAACAAAUUGUAUUGGAUCGUUUGUAUCUUUGUGAUGAUACAGAAACCAAGGGGCUGCGUAAUGAAUGAAUGUCAUUUCCAACCAACUGGAGUAGGAAUCUAACUGUAAUGGAUGUUAUUUUUAAGCUAACAUUAAAAACACUACAGUGCUAAAGUGUCUGCCAUUUGAUCUUUUUGUGUUUUACUUAUGUCUUUUUAAAAAUGAUCAGUCCUAAAGCAUUUGUAAAAUACAGUAUGUUGCAAUUGUUGAGAAUUUUUUCACCUAUUAAGGCUGUUUUACUGUAUUCCUUAUUGUACAUGAGGUUGUUAUUGACAUCUGCAUCGACUGUACUGGCCAACUCUUUUUUUAAAAAAAGAAAAAUUACAUUAGGGCCUCUCCUCCAGCAUUUGCCUGUUGAGUUUCUCUUUUAAGUUUUUAUAUUUUUUAAGCGUUGAGAAAAGUGUUUUGACAUUCAGUAAUUUCAAGCAAGUACACUAGACUGUGUCAAAGUCUUCUAUGUUAAUUUAUUUCUCUUUUGUUAUCAUGUAUGCACUUUUUUUGUAUUUCUCCAAAAGGACAAAUGUGUAUAUACUUUGUUGUUUGUUGAUUUACCCAUGCAAGUAUGCAAAAUGAAAAAUCUGAUUAAAAAUAUUCAAAGAGUUA
Thunnus maccoyii (southern bluefin tuna) is the source of this 11579-nucleotide messenger RNA. RefSeq names its product ubiquitin specific peptidase 31 (gene usp31). Gene Ontology annotation, molecular function: cysteine-type deubiquitinase activity. The coding region runs from base 738 to 4610 and encodes 1290 amino acids. NCBI's taxonomy places the organism in Eukaryota, Metazoa, Chordata, Actinopteri, Scombriformes, Scombridae. Gene Ontology annotation, biological process: protein deubiquitination. The transcript has 16 exons. The record is from RefSeq and is a predicted model, not a curated record.